AUGUUUUCAAAUCCCCUUACUAAAGCAUGCGAAGAAGGAAAUCUCGAACGUAUUAAAUCUCUUAUAGAGAAUGGUGAUUAUAAACAAGUAGAAUCUUUAGAUCAGCCACUCAUUUAUGCAUCUACAAAAGGUCAUCUUGAAGUUGUUAAUUAUCUUAUCUUUGUUGGGGCUGAUAAAGAAGCAAAGGAUGUAAAUGGAUGGACUCCACUCAUUAAUGCAUCAUUGUUUGGUCAUCUUGAAGUUGUUGAAUAUCUUAUCUCAGUUGGAGCUGAUAAAGAAGCAAAGAAUAAUGAUGGAUAUACUCCACUCAUUAAUGCAUCAUUGUUUGGUCAUCUUGAAAUUGUUAAAUAUCUUAUCUCUGUUUGA
This is a messenger RNA of Trichomonas vaginalis G3, 366 nucleotides long. RefSeq names its product ankyrin repeat protein family. The coding region runs from base 1 to 366 and encodes 121 amino acids. The record is from RefSeq and is a predicted model, not a curated record. Gene Ontology annotation, molecular function: protein binding. The transcript has a single exon. Lineage: Eukaryota; Parabasalia; Trichomonadida; Trichomonadidae.